UUUGCGGUUAAGACUCUGAGGUCCGCGGAAGACCCGAAUUAAAGGUUUCGCUGAUUAGGUUCGUUUGAAGCCGAGGAAAAUGGCAAAGUGAUGAAGAAGAAACCGAGGAGUUAGAGAAGGACAGUGUGUUCAGAUUGUUGAAAGCUAAGAAUUAGAGUUAAAUCGAAAUAGAAAUCCUGCUAAUAGCACCUGAUUUUCUCACUUGAUGAGACCGAGCGGUUUGUAGUGCGAUAUUUUUGGGUUACGUCAGGGCAAGUGGUGCUAAUUUAGACCAGUGGCAGGAAAAAAAAAUCCCCUAAACGGCUUAGAACAAUGCCUGAAAUCCAAACACUCUUAGGCGUUUCAGUUCUUUCCUUUCUAGAGACUGCCUAUUAAAACAUAUUCUUGGCUGGAAUGGUUGUAUAUGAAAGUCCAUAAGUAAUUAUUAAGCACUUGCUGUAUUUACCUCGUUUAGCUCUAAGGAGUAUGGAGCAUUGUUAAAAGGCUUAUGUCUUCCAAAUACUUGAAUUUUAUUUAGGAAGUCUUCAAGGGCUUUUACAGUAAUAUCAGAAACAAUCCCAAUUUACUUGCUGGGCUGUGUAAAAAACAUAGGCUAAUUGAAAGUCAAAACACAUUCAGUGUAGAAAGGAUUUUAUAACUGCUGUGGUGGGGAGGGAAGGGACACAUGAGCAAAGUCUUGAAGUACAGAAAUUGCAUGGUAUAUAUAUUAGACACUAUGAAAAGUUUGAUUUUAUCAGUAAUUUUUCAUUUGAGGAGUGUGAAAGUUCCUGAAGGGCUUUGAAGGAUUCGUUCUAAAAUUAUUUCAUCUGUGUUCUAAAAUUGGGCUUAGGCUGGGAGAAAUACAAUUGAGCAAAUCUCCAUUAAGGAACAAUGGAUGACUCAAGUAAGCCAUCAAAGGAGCAAUUUUGAGCUGGAAAGAAAAGGACUGUAAAAAUAGAGCAAAUAGAAAUUUGUAUUAUAAUUUUAUCAGCUUCAAAACCGUGCUAUUCAGAAGGAGUAAAUCUGAUGGGAAGGCAGUUAGUUGUUUCUGCUCACGGACAUCUAGAGAAUAGAAAAAAAAGUUUGAUAUGACUGUAACUCUUAAAUGCAGUGCCCUAAAGUCUUACAUUUGGUGCUUUUGUGAUACAGAAGCUAUUGAGAACUUUCUCCCAGUGUUGGGGCUUUGUAAGGUCAUUACUAGAAUCCUAACUGGUGGGCAAAAUUUAAACCAGCUUAGUUAACUUGUGGGUGAAAUUAAACCAGCUUGUUAUUGGCUCUUGAAAAAAUAUCAAAAUGCUUCCUUUCCUAGGGAGAAGAUAAUAAGGUAGCCAUAGGGCAUAGUUUUCUGGUGGUGGGGUUACAAGGAACUAGGAGUCAAGGUAAAAGGCUGCAUGUUGGUUUCGAUUUCAUUUCCUCUUUAUUUCAUACGACAUCUAAGUGCAUCUGAAUCUUCUCCAAGCUCACAGUGCUAGGCAAGGUGGUUUUUCCUUAGCAGAAGUGCAGGUGUUCUUCAAAGUGAGAUACUGACAUCAGCAGCAUCAAAAUCACCUGGAUCCAAGACGCCAGCAGCUAAACUGCGGAAAGAUGUUUGGACCGCGCGCGGAGGCCGAGGAGAAGGCAGGCUCCAGACAGCGGCUGCAGGUGAAUGUGAAUGAAUAUAAGGAAAACCAAAACAUCGCUUAUGUAUCUCUGAGACCGGUACAAACUACAGUUUUAGGAAAAACAGCUAAGGUGUAUCUUGUCCCCUUUUCACUCAGUAACUACAAGCCGGACCAAUUUACGCGCCCCAAAUCCCUAUUAGAUAAGAAUUCUAACAAUGAAGUGGCAUGUAAGAAAUGUAAGAAGGCUGAAAUAGAGAAAACCUGCAGAAAGAUUCUAACUCCAAAGAUGGAAGCCACAUCUUCCAAGGCAGAAUCCACUUUGCAAAAAUCAUCCUUAGAUGUUUAUGCUGAAAGUAACAAGUGGCAAUGCAAGAGCACUUCAGAUGCAGUGAUUCUCAGUGCUGAUGCGGAAAGCAGUCAGGAUGGAGACAGUGAUGAAGAUACCACACCAGGCCUGGAUGAUUUUUCAGGAUUGUCACCAUAUGAAAGGAAGAGACUGAAGAACAUAUCAGAAAAUGCAAACUUUUUUGCUUCUCUUCAGUUAUCUGAGUCAGCUGCACGGCUCCGUGAAAUGAUCAAGAAGAGGCAGCCUUCUGAAUCCAAAAGAAAGAAGCCUAAGAAGAAAGAAAAUGGGACUGGAUGUAGAAGGUCAAUGCGAUUACUAAAAGUUGAUCCUUCAGGAGUUCCAUUACCAGCAACUCCAACCCAGCCAAUAUUAGUAGCUGAUGAAAAUCCUUUGUUACCUCCUGGGCCUUUAGAAAUGACUCCUGAAAAUCGAGAUAUUAACAGUGAAAUAUUUAAAGGAUUUCUACAGACUUGGGCAGAAGUGAGCAAGACAGGUAGUAAAAACAAAGAGAAGGCGUUAUCUAGCAUUAAAAGCUACAAAGCCAAUUUAAAUGGCAUGGUCAUUAGUGAAGAUACUGUUUGUAAAGUUACCAAAGGCUCAAUAUCCUCAAUGGCUCUUCAUCCAUCAGAAAUUAAAACUUUGGUGGCAGCUGGGGCCAAAUCUGGGCAAGUUGGACUUUGGGAUUUGGUGUAUAGAGGUGAAGGAAGUAGCUUUUCCUCUUUUGACUUCUUGGCAGAAGAUGCCUCUACUUUAAUAGUAGGUCACUGGGAUGGAAGUAUGUCUCUAGUGGAUAGACGGACGCCUGGAACUUCUUAUGAGAAACUUAUCAAUUCUUCUUUGAGCAAAAUAAGAACUGUUCAUGUCCACCCAGUGCAUAGACAGUAUUUUAUCACUGCGGGAUUAAGGGAUAUUCAUAUUUAUGAUGCAAGGCGCCUGAAUCCCAGUAGAAGCCAGCCUUUGAUCUCUUUGACUGAACACACAAAAAGCAUUGCUUCUGCCUAUUUUUCACCUCUUACUGGUAACAGAGUAGUAACCACAUGUGCGGAUUGUAAGCUAAGAAUCUUUGACAGCAGCUGUAUAUCUUCAAAGAUUCCUCUUCUCACCACCAUCAGGCACAACACCAUCACUGGGCGAUGGUUGACCAGGUUCCAAGCUGUGUGGGACCCUAAACAAGAAGACUGUGUCAUAGUUGGCAGCAUGGCCCAUCCACGGCGAGUGGAAAUCUUCCAUGAGACAGGAAAGUCAGUGCAUUCUUUCCUUGGUGAAAGCCUUGCGUCUGUAUGCUCUAUCAAUGCUAUGCACCCAACUCGGUAUAUUUUGGCUGGAGGUAAUUCCAGUGGGAGGAUACAUGUUUUUAUGAAUUAAGUAAGUUGCAGAGUUACUUAAUUGGUUUGGCAACAGCAAUUUGUACAAAUUAAUCAUUGUCUAAGGAGCCCACUAAUUCAUAUGGCUAAGCCUGUUUACUUGGUAAUAUGUUCUGUUUAGCAACUAUAAAAUUGCUUAGUUAAUAAGAACCAUGAGCAGAAUGUACUUUUAGUAAGGGAGAAGCCUUAUAUGCUGCUUCUACAGGGUGGGGAGGGAAUUUGAGGGGAGUCUGUGAUGCUUCAGCACUUUUAAAUCAAGCAGAAUGUUGAGAAAUUCUAACAUUAUUAAUGAUAAAGCUUUGAGUGAUCAGUAUUAAAAGUUUUUGUGGUUUUGAUUAUGUAGUGAUAUAUAUAGAUUUGUCGUUUAUUUUAUAGUUUGGAGUGAAUAUUUAUUUAGACUCAUACACUGGAAGGGGUCCUGAAAGGUCAUCUAACUUGGUGAUUUUGAAACUUAAUUUUUUAAACUGAGAACCUUUUUUCCCUCCGCCUUGAAAUUUAAUCUUACACGAAAUCCCAGGAUAAUUGCUGAGAAGCUUUGGUUUACUUGGGCAGGGCCUGUGUCUAUGUGCAUUGACCCUUUCCCUUCUCUGUCAUCUACGUGGCUCUUGAGACACAGCCAAGGAGUCCCAGGGCCUGAAGGUGCGGGGUUUGGAUCUACCCGAUCCCUGUAAUCCAGUGCCAGAUUACCUUCAGACCAGUGUUUCCCCAAUUGUGGGUUGUAGUUAUCCAUCCACAUGAAAUCAAUUAACCGGCCAUGAGCAGGGUUUAAAAAAAUGAAAAGGAGAGAAAUAGUAUAGAAAACAUAAUUAGAAUAAGUAUUCUUUUGUGAAACUUAGUUCCAUAUGCAUACAUAUUUGUAGGUAUACAUGCGUAUGUAUAUUCUGAUGUAAAAUGUGUUUAUUACUGUGUACUUCGGGUCGCAGUUAAAGAAGUGAAAGCUUCCUCCCUUAGAAGGUUGCAGAGAGCCUUAUCCAUCUCUGUCUUUAAACUCUCCAGAGGAGAUUGUGUAGCCUGGGGAAGUGUUGUGAAAUAUCAUUUUUGUCAUUUCUUCAUAAAAUUUUUUUUUCAGAAGCUAUGGCAAUUUGAAUGUGUCUGUUGCUGGAAGGGAAGCUACUAAAUCGGUGACUACUAUCACCCUGUGACAUUACCUAUCCAACUUUAUUUCAUUGUUCUUCAUUGUCAAAGUACUACUGAAAGGGUAUUGUAAAUAGCUGCAGCAAUAUGUUUGAUUUCUAAGAGGAACUAUUAUCUUUUCAUAAUUAUAUAUCAUAGAAAUAAAGUGAUGUGUAUCAUUUCCUUGAAGAACAUUUUUUUCCUAAAUAAUUUCCUUCUCUAAAUUUUGAGGCUUUGUUUAUUAAAAGAUUGUGGGUGUUUAUAAGGCAUAGGAUUUCUCUAUUUUCUUGAUGAUAGGAAUACAGGAAUUUAUAGGCAAGGUGAAAAUAUUAAUUUAUGAAAUGCCAAGCAAAGCUAAGUGAGGUUGAGGUAUAUUUAAACUGUCCUGGAAAUAGUAAAUGAAGCUUUUAUACUCCCUUUCCCUUUUCUAUACCAUUUAAUUUUACAGGUUCUAGAGUGGCUAGUUUUGUGGGAUUUGUUCCUUUUUUAAGAUGUUGAAAACUACUGUCAAAUUAGUACCAUCAUUUAAGCUUUGAGUACUUGGUGGUCAUUACUUGGCUUCUGCAAUAAAUGUUAGCAAAUUCUUGAUGUUUCUCACUUUUGUGGUUUCUUUGCAGCUUCACUUUAAGCUGUGCUAUUUAUAUCCCAUUCCAUGUAACCAAAGUUCUGUCUUGAGGGAGUGCAGGAAAGAGAGAAGGAGAGUUGAGUGGGGGACUUGUUUCUUGGUGGUAAGCUCUAUAAUGGAGCAAUUGUUUAAAUCCGGCAAGCACACAAAGGACAGCUGUCUCCCUUAGGAUAUCCUUAAACUGUAUUUUGUUGUGAAAGGCACUUCUCCAAGAGACUUGCUUGAAGCUGUGUGGCUUCUUUAAUUGUGUGCAUAUUAUGAUUGCUAUCUCCCUUCCGGACCAACCUUUUAUGUUUGUUGGCCUUUAUAAUAAAUCAUAAGCAUGUAAGCUCUG
Messenger RNA from Sus scrofa (pig), 5362 nucleotides. NCBI's taxonomy places the organism in Eukaryota, Metazoa, Chordata, Mammalia, Artiodactyla, Suidae. The record is from RefSeq and is a predicted model, not a curated record.